Messenger RNA from Protomyces lactucae-debilis, 2749 nucleotides. RefSeq names its product cation transport protein-domain-containing protein. The record is from RefSeq and is a predicted model, not a curated record. The transcript is spliced from 4 exons. Lineage: Eukaryota; Fungi; Ascomycota; Taphrinomycetes; Taphrinales; Protomycetaceae. The coding region runs from base 184 to 2553 and encodes 789 amino acids. Gene Ontology annotation, molecular function: high-affinity potassium ion transmembrane transporter activity. Gene Ontology annotation, cellular component: plasma membrane. Gene Ontology annotation, biological process: potassium ion import across plasma membrane; intracellular potassium ion homeostasis.
AACAGCUCCAGAGCGCUUCAUCUGCUCGCGGCGGGCUCUACCUUCCCCGGCCGCAGGCUGUACACCUUUCUUCAUUCACAUUCUGCUUUUCAAGCGCAUCUGUCGCGCCACUUGGCAUCGGACGCUUGUAUUCUGUCGCCUUUCCCUAUUUUCCUCUGACUGCAAGCGUAGACGCCGUGCAGUAUGUUUGAGCAGCUCAGAGGAUGGAGCGCCAAUGUAUGGCAGCAUCCAUCAGCAUUGCGACACCUUGACUUUAUCGCAUGGCACUAUCUCUACCUCAUUGGCAUGGUCUUGAUUGGCAGCGGCCUGAUGAGCGCCAGCGGAGGCAUCCGAUACAUUGACGCCCUCUUCAUCGCGAGUAGUUCAUGCACACAGGCAGGCUUGACGACACGCAACAUCAAUACACUCACAACAUGGCAGCAGGUGGUCAUCUACCUCCUCGCUCACUUGACGAAUCCCAUCGUGAUCCAUUCUGCAACUGCCUUUAUUCGUCUCCACUGGUUUCAGCGACGGUUCGACCACAUUGUCAAGGAAACACGCAUGCAGCUGAGUAUGCGACGCACACGGUCUCGUGCUGUUUCCAUCGACCAUGAAGAGCGCGGUGUCGGUGGUCGAGAGAUUCGCGUGCUGUUUGAUCGCACCAUUCGGCCUUCCUUUGGACCUCCUCCUGAUUCUGCCAAUGAUGAAGGCACCAUGCCUGACCGGUCCCAUCGCAGACGACGCUCUUCGAUAGCAGAGCGCAUCUCUCUCAGUAAUAUCCUGCCUCGCAAGAACUCUGUCGCCGUAGAGGAUGCGGAAGAGCCUAUUGUGACGCUGGGCGUACGCAAGAGCCACGAGCAGCGUAUGGAAAAGCUGGACUCCAUUAAAGGCAGCAAUAGCGGUUCUUCAAGGUCAAGCUAUCCAACACAUGCAAAAGAACCAGAGAGCGAGGCGGAUGCGGACGCAGAAGUAGCAGAUGCUCGCACAACGAACCAAGACAUUCGUUUUGCAGAUCUACCUAUGCCAAGGACGCGCACAGCCAUGGCAGAUGAGAAUAACGAUGCGAAUGGUGGCGAUUUGCGUCGUAGCCGGACAGCGGAUCCAGGUCGCUCCUCUCUCACAGCAACCAUUUUGAAUUUCGGUCAACGGACCAUGACAAUGGAUGGACCGAGCACUAAUCGUGUUGUCCGACGCCGUGCUCAGUCCGGUACACGGCUACCGCGCGUCAGUACUCUGGACCAAGCAGUCUCGAGUGCAUUUCGUCGGAGAAGGGAUAGUAGUCCUGCGAGUACAUCAAGAAGAUCACGACAGACUAUGACACUGCCGUACAUAUCCUUUCAACCGACCAUCGGCCGCAACUCUGCCUUUGUUGAACUGACUUCAGAGCAGCGACGCGAGCUAGGCGGCAUUGAGUAUCGCGCUACAAAGACGCUGUGUGUGGUACUCGUUGUCUUCUACGUCGGCUUCCACCUUAUUGGCUUCAUUUGCUUUAUUGCCUUUAUUUACACGGCACAGCAGUACAUCCCUGUUGUGCAGAACGAUGCCGUCUCGCGCGGCUGGUGGUCGGUCUUUACGUCCGCCUCAGCCAUGAAUGACUUGGGUCUGACACUCAACCCGGACUCGUUUGUUUCCUUUCAGAAUGCCUCUUUUCUGCUUCUGGUUGCCUCUGCAUUGAUUGUCAUUGGCAACACUGGCUUCCCGUGUAUGUUGCGAUUCGUCAUUUGGGUGACCUACAAAAUCUGGCCACGGGAUUCACCGAGGCGCGAGGAGUUUGCCUUUCUACUCGAUCAUCCGAGGCGUUGCUUUACGCUGCUCUUUCCCUCAAAAGCAACCUGGUGGCUUGUUUCGAUACUCGUUGCAUUCAAUGGCAUUGACUUGCUGCUCUUCAUGGUACUCGACCUCAACAAUCCCGAAAUCACAGCCAUUCCCGUCGGCUACCGUUUGGUGGACGGCCUCUUCCAAGCGUUUUGCACACGAACCGCUGGUUUUAAUGUGGUCAACAUCAGCUCACUCCAUGCAGCUGUCAUUGUCUCGUACAUGAUUAUGAUGUACGUCUCUGUCUUCCCUGUUGCCAUCAGUAUUCGCCGGACGAAUGUGUAUGAGGAGCGCAGUCUUGGCAUCUACUCGCAUGAAGAUGAUACGGCGGAUCCAUCCUUCAUUGGCACACAUGUCAGGCGACAGCUUGGAUUUGAUUUAUGGUACAUCUUCCUUGCGCUCUUCAUCAUUUGCAUCAUUGAGAACCCGAAACUCGGGACAACGGAGGAGGAUGGCGUGAGUAUCUUCAACAUUUUGUUUGAGAUCAUCUCAGCCUAUGGGACAGUCGGUCUGAGUCUUGGGUUUCCAGGCGUGGACUACAGCUUGAGUGGUAAGCUUGCGUCGCUGAGCAAGCUGGUGAUUAUUGCCCUGCAGAUUCGUGGACGGCAUCGUGGCUUGCCCCUGAAGCUCGACCGUGCCAUCUUGCUGCCCUCUGAAAAGCUGAAUGCACGGGAGGAUGAGGAUAACCAGCUGCGGCGGGGCAGAACGCGGUCCAUGUCCAUGGGCGGUGAUGAGAGUGGUACGGUUCCUGCACCCUGAGUCCUUGUACUCGCCAGUCAUAGCAGUAGCGUCUCAUCUUUUUCCUUUCGCAGCGACGACAAAUUUCAAUUUCAAACUUGCAUCCAGCACAAGCUUGAUUGAGAGCUUACAGAUGGCAGAUAUAGAGACAUCAGACAAUGUCGCAGUCUCCGCUUCAUUCGAGGCGAUGGGAUUGAAGGAGGAACUAUUGCGCGGC